Messenger RNA from Colletotrichum truncatum, 1476 nucleotides. RefSeq lists its product as uncharacterized. Lineage: Eukaryota; Fungi; Ascomycota; Sordariomycetes; Glomerellales; Glomerellaceae. The record is from RefSeq and is a predicted model, not a curated record.
AUGUUGCUUUCGCGCAUUGCCUUGCUGUUAUCUUCAGCGACCGUGCUGGUUGCCCAGACCGUUGACUGGAGGGCGGCUAAGUGUGAGGGUGUUGUUGUCGAUGCGAAAGCUUUGCCUAACCGACGAUGGGAGGCGGCUAACGCUACGGCGGCUCUCCACGAGAUGAUCGCCGCGUGGAAGGAGUAUGACUCGAAGCCGAACGAGGUCAAAUUCGAGUUCAGCGAGUUCGCUUCAUGGUUCCUUGGCGGACCUGAGUUAUGGCGAUGCACGAAGCUGCUUGAUGUGCCCUGCUCGACAUCAUUAACCUGCCAGGAUACUAAGUUUCCAGCUGGACAUCUCAUCUUGAACUCAUUUUCCAAGCUCCAUCAAUUUCAUCGCCGAUACUUCGAGGCCCUCGACCAGGCACAAAUGGAAAUCCAAUCUGAAAUGGACCUCUUUGCCGAAAAGUUCUCAGUACCACUGCCGGAUGACGGUUCAUCGGAAAAGUUCCAAAGAAUCAUGCUCAACGUCAUCUAUGGAAUGGUCGGCAUUGCACAAGCCUAUACCAACAAUAUCUUCGUGUACUCUUCCAUGUUUCAGGGCUUUUUCGGUUUGACACAAACUAUGCGAUCCCAAAUUACUACAACUAGUAGUUAUAGUAUCUUUACCAGUUGGGCAAUUGGAAAGGAUUUUAUCCUCCCAGGAGAUAAACCUAAACCGGCUUAUGGAAGGUUGUCUGCUGUAAUGGGUGGCAUAUUCGACAGUUGGAAGGCGUCUGAGGUGGAGUAUCUCAGGAGAAUUUUCACCCCUAGAGACAACGACACGGUCAACUACUUGGUGGCGGCAUUGGACAACGGCCUAAUGUCGGCGACUCCAGAUGACCUCGACUUCAAGGAAAUGUCCAAGGUGAUCAAGAAGCUCUUUUAUCCCAACCUCAUGCUGACUGCCUGGCAAACGGUGCCUUCGGCACGGAGACCCUUUAUCUUGAAAACAAACUUGCCUUGCAAGAUGAGAAAGAAGGAAAGAAGCAGCGUGCUUUGGCCGAUGUUGCCGGCUGACUCGCACGAGAGAGCGGCGACUUGCUACAAUGGAAGCCUUUUCUAUCUGCUUGACAUUAGAAAUGAAGGUGUCUCAGUGAGCUUUAGUAAUCCUUCUAUCGGGGUCAGCGAGAAUAAUCCCUUUACGGCACUUUUCGGUACAGAAACCAUGGACGGCAAGGCAUGGGGUGGUGUUACCAAAGAAGACAUCGUCGCCGCCGUCUACGGAGGCUGGUUGGCAGGCGGCCGCCAAAACAACAACUUCGACCUCAACUACACUAAUAUUCAGCCAGAAGAGGGCUCCGAGUUGUGGUUUGGCAACGGUGUCCGGAUGCCAGGCUACGUCAAAAUGCCUCUUUGCAUGAAUACUUACACCAUCUAUGGGAAUCUAGCGGUUGGUAAACCUGAUGACGACCCUUCGUGGCCUUGUGCUAGCCUGCCCGUUCUCAGGCCCUCUUAG